AUGGGGACUGAAAAUCCAAACCGUGUGAAUACUUAUCCAGGGCCAACUCCUACUCCUUUUGCAGCUCCUCGAAGCAACAUGCCCAUUUCUUCUUCUCAUCCUGUGGUUGGAUCAGAGGCCUCUGCUUUCAGGCCUACAUCAGUCCCUGCAACAUUAACUACUCCAUUUUCUUCUCCUGGGCCCACGGUUGGAUCCGGGACUCCUGGUUUUAGACCCAUGCAACCAGGUAGGCCUACUCCUUCAUAUGGCCCACCAACCACAGGACCUACACAACGUUUCCCAACUCCACAGUUCCCCUCAGCAGCUCAACCAUCCAUGCCACCAACUUCCGGUGUGGGGCAGCCCAUAUUCCCUCCAACAAUGAGACCUCCACCUCCUGGCCAUGUUCCACCAAUGUCAACCUCCCUAAAUCGUCAUCCACCACCAGCACCAAUGGGAUCACCACCCCAAAGCUUGUACAGUGUUUCUUCUAGGCCAAACAUGCAGCAACCUACACCCCCAACAGGACCACCAUCUUCUUUACCUGGCUAUAUACAGAGUAACACAGUAACAUCACCACCACCACCGCCACCACCAGGUUCUCAUCAAGGAGGCUAUACCCCUCAGCCAAUAGCAUCUUCUCCUUUUUCUUCUAAUCAAGUAGGUUAUACCCCUCAGCCAACCACAUCUUCUCCUUUUCCUUCUAAUCAAGGAGGUUAUACCCCUCAGCCAACUGCAUCUUCUCCUUUUUCUUCUAAUCAAGGAGGUUAUGCCCCUCAGCCAACCGCAUCUUCUCCUUCUCAUCAAGGAGGUUAUCCCCCUCAGCCAGCCGCAGCUGCUCCUUUUUCUUCGCAUCAAGGUGCUUAUGGACAACCUCCACCAGGAGCAUCUCAACCAGGAAUGUAUGCAGGAGGCUCCGCACCUCCAAUGGGAGCUAUGGCGGGUGGUUUGGUAGAAGAUUUUAGCUCACUUUCUCUAGGAUCUACACCUGGAUCAUUUGAUGUUGGGCUUGAUAGUAAAGUAUUGCCAAGACCACUGGAUGGUGAUGUAGAACCAACUGCUUUUGCUGGGAUGUAUCCCAUGAAUUGUGAUUCUAGAUUCUUACGACUUACCACUAGUGCUAUACCAAAUUCACAGUCUCUGGUUUCAAGGUGGCAAUUGCCUCUUGGAGCAGUUGUUUGUCCCCUGGCAGAAGCUCCUGAGGGGGAGGAAGUUCCAAUAGUUAAUUUUGCUACAACAGGCAUUGUGCGUUGUAGAAGAUGUCGCACAUAUGUGAACCCGUAUGUGACUUUUACGGAUGGUGGAAGAAAGUGGAGAUGCAAUAUAUGUGCUUUGCUUAAUGAUGUGCAAAAUGAUUAUUUUGCUCAUUUGGAUGCCACUGGAAAAAGAGUUGAUCUGGAUCAACAUCCCGAGCUUACAAAGGGUUCUGUGGAAUUUGUUGCUCCUGCUGAGUACAUGGUUCGGCCUCCAAUGCCACCACUAUACUUUUUCUUGAUCGAUGUAUCGAUAUCUGCAGUUAAAAGUGGAAUGCUUGAGGUGAUGGCACAAACUAUAAAAUCUUGUUUGGAUAAGUUGCCAGGCAGCCCCAGAACACAGAUUGGGUUCAUUACUUUUGACAGCACCAUUCAUUUUUAUAAUAUGAAGUCAUCUUUGACACAGCCUCAAAUGAUGGUCGUCUCAGAUUUGGAUGAUAUUUUUGUUCCAUUGCCAGAUGAUCUCCUUGUCAACUUAUCAGACUCUAGACCUGUGGUUGAGGCAUUCCUGGAUAGCUUGCCUUCCAUGUUUCAGGACAAUGUCAAUGUUGAAUCUGCUUUUGGGCCAGCCCUCAAAGCAGCUUUUAUGGUUAUGAGCCAACUUGGAGGGAAAUUGUUAAUAUUCCAGAGCACUCUUCCCUCGCUUGGUGUUGGUCGUUUGAGGUUGCGUGGAGAUGAUCUUCGUGUUUAUGGAACAGAUAAAGAACAUGCUUUAAGAAUACCAGAAGACCCAUUUUAUAAACAGAUGGCAGCCGAUUUCACUAAAUUCCAGGUUGCAGUCAAUAUAUAUGCAUUCAGUGACAAGUAUACUGAUAUAGCUUCACUAGGCACUUUGGCAAAAUACACUGGUGGGCAGGUAUAUUAUUAUCCGAGCUUCCAUUCUGCCAUUCAUACAGAGAAGCUGAGACAUGAGUUGGCUAGAGAUCUUACUAGAGAAACUGCAUGGGAAGCUGUCAUGCGUAUCAGAUGUGGGAAAGGAGUGCGUUUCACUUCUUAUCAUGGAAACUUUAUGCUAAGAUCCACAGAUCUAUUAGCACUUCCAGCUGUUGACUGUGACAAAGCUUAUGCAAUGCAAUUUGCUCUUGAAGAGACAUUGCUCACAACUCAGAUUGUAUAUUUCCAAGUGGCUUUAUUAUACACCGCAUCCUGUGGUGAAAGGCGUAUUAGAGUACACACCGCUGCAGCAUCAGUGGUUGCAGAUUUAGGAGAAAUGUAUCGCCAAGCAGAUACUGGUGCCAUUGUUUCCUUACUUGGUAGAUUAGCAAUUGAGAAAUCUUUGACUUAUAAAUUGGAAGACGCGCGUAACGCAAUCCAACUAAGAAUCGUGAAAGCUCUAAAAGAAUACAGAAAACUUCAUGCUGUACAGCAUCGUGUGGGAAACAGGAUGAUUUACCCGGAAUCAUUAAAAUAUUUAUCUCUUUACGGAUUGUCACUAUGUAAAUCAACCGCACUUCGUGGUGGGUAUGCGGAUGCACAACUUGAUGAAAGAUGUGCAGCAGGCUUUACCAUGAUGGCUUUACCCGUUAAAAAAAUGUUAAAACUCUUAUAUCCUAGCCUGUUACGAGUCGACGAGUAUCUCGUGAAGGCACCUAGAGUUGAUGGCGAAUUUGAGAGAAUUUGUAAACGGCUUCCACUUGUUGCAGAGAGUUUGGAUUCACGAGGGAUUUAUAUAUUUGAUGACGGUUUUCGUUUUGUGGUGUGGUUCGGGCGCAUGCUUUCGCCUGAUUUAGCCAGGAAUCUAGUAGACGAGGAUUCAUCUGCUUCGGACUUCUCCAAGAGCCAGGUCUGUCUGAAUGAACGUGAGAAUGAAUUGUCGAGAAAGCUGAUGGGGAUAUUAAAGAGACUCAGAGAAGGGGACGCGUCUUAUUAUCAAUUAUGUCACCUUGUUAGACAAGGGGAACAGCCUCGGGAAGAUCCAUCGACAAGUCCAGCAAUAAUAUCCACCAGGGGGACUUCAAAUCAAAUACAUGAAUUUGAAUUUAUUUUUAUCACCGUUUGAGAGUUAUGCCAAGGACAUCUUUUUAUCGGGAACUUAUCUAUCUAUAUCUAAUAUCUAUGGUGCUGAUAAGACGUCAUCCUGUUUGUUUGCUUCUUCACCAUGGAUUUUUGUUUCACUAGGCUAUAUUUUUAAGUUAUAUAUAUAUACACUCAUACACGAUUGUUUUCUUUUUCUUGAACCAAGGGUUUAAAGCCAAUCUAGGCAUGGCCCAACAUAAAACCUUUGUUUUGUUGGUUGAUGAAUUUUCAUAGGAGAUAUGAAACGAGAGCGUUUUUUUUUUUUUUUUUUGCAGGAGGGUAUUGUGUCAUUUGAUUUAGAGUAACGUUUGAUAGACUAGUGUUGCUUUUUUGUU
Molecule: messenger RNA, 3583 nt
Organism: Lactuca saligna
Lineage: Eukaryota; Viridiplantae; Streptophyta; Magnoliopsida; Asterales; Asteraceae
Source: the annotation of a GenBank genome assembly